Molecule: messenger RNA, 1439 nt
Organism: Carassius auratus (goldfish)
Lineage: Eukaryota; Metazoa; Chordata; Actinopteri; Cypriniformes; Cyprinidae
Product: lymphoid-restricted membrane protein
Exons: 11
Coding region: 329-1390 (353 amino acids)
Source: RefSeq, a predicted model, not a curated record
UAGUAAAUUCAUUGAAAUUUCCAAGUUUUUAAUAAAUAAUUGAAUGUAUUCAUAGGAUUAUCAGUCCUCUGCUAUCCUGUGACUGGUGACCUCUGACCUCUGGAGUCUCAGUGUUCUGAGUGUCUGGUCUGUGGUGGCUCCUCACUGAUCUGCUGUGGUGCUGCUCUGGGGUCAGUGGUGUUGUGUGUGUAGAGCUGCUUCACUUCUCCACAGGUGAUUCCAGAUCAGUGUUCAGACCUGAAGAGUGUUAAGAAGAUUAGCACUGACUCUUUAUCUCUGAACGGACUGCAGACGCUUCACUCUAGAUUACACCGUGUUUUAUGAGCAGAUGAAUGAAUCAGGCCGUGAUGAUUCUGCUGGAGCACUGGGAGACAGUGAUGACAGCGAUGAGGAUACACAGACACUGCUGGCGGCCUCCUGGGAGAGUUUAUCCAUCAUGGAGCGACUGGGAUUAAAGAGCAGUGUGGAGAUGACGGAGGAGGAGGUGGAGAGCGCGUUUACCCAGAUUGCAGUGGGGUUUCACUGUGACCAGUACACACUGACCCAGCGGCUGCAGGCUGAGCGACACGAGCGCUGCGUCGCAGAAGAGAACCUGCAGAGAGAGCUGAGACAGAGCAGAGAGAUGCUGCAGGUGUUGUAUGAGCGCCUACAUGAGGCGGACAGCAAAAAGAUGGUGCAGCAGAUGGAGAACAACCUGCAGAUGCUUGAGAGCAACAUGGACAAUGUCCUCAAAACAGCAGAGAUGCUCGGAGCUGCACACCAGGAAGCGCGUGUCAGUCACGCAGUGGAGCUGAUGUCAGUACACAUGGAGCAUCUCAAGAGACGUCACGCUACAGAGAGCGAGGAGAUGCUGGAGGUCAGAAAGCUGCUCCACAGGAGGAAAGGUCGAUUGCACAGUGACUCCACAGAUGAUCGAGAGCUCUUCAGAUAUUCAUCACAACAGGUAACUGAUCAUCCGACACGGCGCAGGGUCAGCAUCACCUUCCUCCCGACUCAGUCUGAGUUGAAGCAUCUAGAGGCUUCGUUUCUGGAGAACUGCAAGGCUAGUUUGGAUGCAAAGGACAGGAGACAGGAAGUAGUUCCAGACGAUUCUCCCGCGAGCAGUCUAAACCAAGACGAUGACAGCAGCGUGUUUCAAAGUCCAACGCAAAUCACGUCACUGCGCCAUCGCCGUCGUUAUUCUCCUACAGGACGCGCAUUUAAGGGGGAGGAGUCAAAACGAGGGGAGGAGCCCAACCGAGAGCUAUGUCUCGCUCCACUACAGCGCCCCCUGUUGUCCUGGAGGUCUACAUGCGGAAGCAUCGUCAGAAUGUCUUUGCUUGUAUUCGUCCUGCUGAUGCUGAUGUUGGUUCUUUUAUGUGUUGUCAUGAGCGUUUGUAUAAACAACUGAUGGUUUAGUGUAGCUAUCUGAUCUUAGAAUAAACAUUCUGUAAAAACUG